Echinops telfairi (small Madagascar hedgehog) is the source of this 1905-nucleotide messenger RNA. RefSeq names its product EPS8 like 3 (gene EPS8L3). Lineage: Eukaryota; Metazoa; Chordata; Mammalia; Afrosoricida; Tenrecidae. Gene Ontology annotation, cellular component: ruffle membrane; plasma membrane; vesicle. Gene Ontology annotation, molecular function: actin binding. Bases 57 to 1847 code for a protein of 596 amino acids. Gene Ontology annotation, biological process: positive regulation of ruffle assembly; regulation of Rho protein signal transduction; Rho protein signal transduction. The record is from RefSeq and is a predicted model, not a curated record. The transcript is spliced from 19 exons.
UGGCUGGUUUGAACCUUGGACCUUGCGACCUAGAGAAGUGUCCUCCCAGCGCCAACAUGUCCCGGCCCAACAGCAGAGCCAUUUACAUGCACCGGAAGGAGUACUCCCAGAGCCUGGCCUCCGAGCCCAGCUUCCUGCAGCACAGGGUGGAGCACUUGAUGACCUGUAAGCUGGGAGCUCAGGGCAUCUGGGAGCCCAGGGAUGCCCUGCAGAAGCUGCAGGACAUGGAUGCGCAGGGCCGGGUGUGGAGCCAGGUCUUGCUGCUGCAGGUCCAAGAUGGCUGGCUCCGGCUGCUGGACAUCCAGACCAAGGAAGAGCUGGACUCUUACCGCCUGGACAGCAUCCAGGCCAUGGACGUGGCGCUCAACACCUGCUCCUUCGACUCCGUCCUGUCCAUCACGGUGCAGGAGUCGGGCCUGCCAGGCACCAGCACGCUGCUCUUUCAGUGCCAGGAAGUGAGGGCUGAGCAGCUGAGGACCAGCCUGCAGAAGGCCCUGGAGGAGGAGCUGGAGGGAAGACCUCGGUUUCGAGCCUCUCAUCCAGGCCAGGAAGGAUGGCGGGGGCCUCCUGUGGAGAGGCCGCUCCCUCUGGACCGGGGUCCCCCACCGGACCAGGCCCCCACUCUGGUUCGGGGGCCUGUGACAGAGAUGGCCGGCCCAAUGGAUCCGGGCUUCCCUCCAGGGGGUCACCACUGGCUGACACCGGAGAAUGGUGUACCACCCUCCCCAAGGUCCCUGUCCUACCACUCCAGUACUCAAGGACCAAGAGCCCCUGCAAGACGGGCCCCAUCCCCUGAGGACCUAGCGAGGGAUGAGGAGCUCCUGAACCACGUCCUGACGGACAUGGAGCUGUUCCUGGGGAAACUGAAGGGAGUCCAGCCCCGGUCCAGCGGCAAGAAAAAGAAGAAGAUGAAGAAGAAGUAUCAGGGAGGCCUCACACGGGUCCAGUACAUUGACUACUUCCAGAAGACCAAGUACAGCCUCAUCCUCCUGGGGAAGCUGGUCACCAAGCUUCAGGAGCCGAGUGCCCCUGAUUUCGUGCACAUCAUCUUCGAAACUCUGAACUUUGUUCUGUCCCAGUGCCCCGAGUCUGACCUCGCAGCACAAGUGACCUCACCACUCCUCACUCCCCAAGCCACCAACCUGCUGCUGUCCUGCCUGCGCCAAGAGGAGAGGAACACCUGGCAGGGGCUGGGCAAGGCCUGGACCACCAACCAGGCCGAAUGGACCGACGAGGAGCCCCCACCCUACAUGCCCACAUUCUCUGAUGGCUGGCAGCCCCCGGAGCCCUCCUCUGCCCAGGCACUUGUAGGCUACCGUGACUCCUUCAGGUUAAGGGGUGCUUCGCCCGUUACAAAGGAGGACACAGACGACCCUGGCCCCCCGCCUGGGAAGCCCAGAUUCAGAACGGCCAAGCCAGCCCUGCAAAUGCAGGUCCUCUAUGAGUUCGAUGCCAGGAACCCACAGGAACUUUCUGUGGCCGCGGGGCAGGUCUUGGAGGUUCUGGACCAGAGCAAGCGGUGGUGGCUUGUGCAGAACGAGGAGGGGCAGAGCGGCUACAUCCCCAGCAACAUCCUGGAGCCCUUCCAGCCAGGAGCCCUUGGGAGCCAGGGCCAUUCGUCCCCUCGGGCACCAAAGCUUCGACUCAGCUCCACGCCUGAGGAGGUCACAGCCUGGCUGCAGGCCGAGAACUUCUCCCCCUUCACUGUGAGGACCCUUGGGUCACUCUCAGGGACCCAGCUGCUUCACAUGAGACCCGGGGAGCUUCAGAUGCUGUGUCCGGAGGACGCGCCCCGUGUCCUGUCCCGGCUGGAUGUAGCCAAGAGGAUGCUGGGGAUGACUCUUUAGGCACCAGCUCAGGCCCCUCUAGGACCAGAGCCCUCUCAAGCAAGGUGGCAGAUGGGAU